Linum trigynum is the source of this 1808-nucleotide messenger RNA. Lineage: Eukaryota; Viridiplantae; Streptophyta; Magnoliopsida; Malpighiales; Linaceae. The record is from the annotation of a GenBank genome assembly.
CGAAUUUAGCUAGAUUUCUUACUUUUUGUUAUUGGAUUUAUAGUUUUUUUUCGUAGAAAAUUUGGGGCAGCUCUCUCCUCUUGCAUGCCAAACAUCAUGUCUCGUAAAAACGGCGCGGCUAGGGCUAAAAUGGCUAGACGACGAGCCAUGCAGAAGGAAGAAGAAGAAGAAGUCCCUGCGGACCUGCAUAUCGACAUCUUGCGGAGGCUUCCACAAUCCUCGUGCAUCGUCCGAUUCCGCUGCGUCUGCAAAUCAUGGUGCGCUCUUAUUUCCGAUCCCUCUUUCACUCGGCAGAAACUAUUCUUGAAUUCGGAAUCUUCUUCCCCUCCUCCUCCUCCGCCGCCGCUAGCAAUGGUGAUCAAGGACAACAAUUUGGGCGGCAUGUCAGCUCCCGAGUCAUUUUACUCUCUCUACUCUUUUAACGCACUCAAACCAUCGCUCCGUGGUGAGGCGGCCGACAUCCGCAUACCCUUCAACUUGUGCCACUACCGUAUCGCCGGCUGCUGCCACGGCCUGUUGUGCUUGUACGACUCCCGAUGCGGCCGGUCGGCGGGGGAGGCGAUUCUGUGGAAUCCGGCGACAAAAGAAACCAAGGUUUUGCCGCCUUCCCUUUUCAACCUCGCACCGCAUAGCCAAUAUGCGUGCUACGGCAGGCUCGGGUUUGGUUUCGAUCCAGAAACGAAUGACUACAAAGUCGUCAGAGAAAUCGACUACAAUUACGAAGUUAGAGGAUGGAAUCAUCGGAAGUGUCCCCUUUUUGAGCUGUAUAGCUUGACGACUGAUUCGUGGAGGAAAAUCGAUACCGGCUCCUGCAGCCCAUUCUCCAACGGGCACCUACUUUAUCUUCCUGCGGUUUCGUAUCGCAAAUUGUCUCGGUGUUAUAAGGGGAAGCUGUAUUGGUGGAGCGACCACUCGUCAUUGUCCAGGUGCAGCACUCAGAUUGCUUCCAGCAGGACUCAGUUUGCUUGGUUCGAUAUGAGCAAGGAAGUGUUUCGAGGAGCGGACGUGAGGAACCCUAGUGAUGACCGUUGGGCGGUCCGUUGGUUGUUCGUGCCACCGAACGAGGAGGAGGAGGAGAAUGAUUCGUUGGUGGCGAUCUGUUCCGGUGGUGGUGGCGGCGGCGGCGGCGGCAGAGAGUCUCUGGAGGUUUGGGCAUUGAUGAAGCUGUGGGUGCCGGAAUCGUGGACCAAGUUGUUCGUUGUUCCUGAUGACUACUAUGACUUCGUUGGGAUUUCGAGUAAUUUCUUAUUUUACCAACGUCACAAGUCUCACGAGCGCUCGAAUGAUGGUGUCAUCGUCGUGAAUCCAGCAACGUUGACAAUCUCUGCUUAUCAUCUCGGGACGGGAGAAAUUAUCGACUCUGUCGUGUCGAACACGAUGGUAUUUCUAAUCAUGGAUUAUGUGCCUUCUCGAGUUUCUUUGGUGUAAGAGAAAGGAGGGUUUCUUUUGGUCCAAGGAAGAGUUUGUUUCUGGGAUAUUCGUUACAAGUAAACUAGGAGAGGUUGGGAUAUAUAUUGUGUUUAAUUUGUGUGUGUGUGUGUGUUUUUUUAAGAGAAUGACUAUCUGUGGAGCUCAAAAUGUGAUUUGGGAGUUUAUUAUGAAUGUUCUGGACUUUGCGGAUAUGUUUCUUGAUGUACAAUGCUAUCCGAAAUUUUAAGUAAGGAACCUGUUUGGUGCUUACUUCUGUUACGUAGCUCGAUAUUGGAUCUCUUGAAUUUGGUAUAAAUUUCUAAAAAAAUAUAGCCUCUUAUUAAUGGCGAGAACAACCCAACUCAAUGCACAAUUCAAAGUAAACGAAAGGGUAAACA